This is a messenger RNA of Suillus subalutaceus, 2392 nucleotides long. RefSeq names its product kinase-like domain-containing protein. The record is from RefSeq and is a predicted model, not a curated record. The transcript is spliced from 12 exons. Gene Ontology annotation, biological process: protein phosphorylation. Gene Ontology annotation, molecular function: protein kinase activity; ATP binding. NCBI's taxonomy places the organism in Eukaryota, Fungi, Basidiomycota, Agaricomycetes, Boletales, Suillaceae. Bases 152 to 2392 code for a protein of 746 amino acids.
CAAGGUGAUGGCAGUACGGUCACGGUACAGCCUUGCUGGCAGGACCUGAAAUUUAAAUUUGAAAUUCGAUAUAAAUACCUCUCGAUCAUGUUCCAUUCUUGUUUUAUACGGUUGUCCUCCUUGCGGGGCAACAUCAAUAUUAUUGGGAGGGAUGUCGUUGAUUGAUGUCACGGAGUCAAUCCUACGAUAUUUCUGUGCUCUUCAGCGGAAACAGCGCACGCCAACCGAUAUAAUUGGACGGAGACUGCCGCCGUCAAAUUUCUCGCCUGAAUCUUUGUCAAAAGCGUUUGAAAUUCCUGCUUGCAUUCCUGAUCUUACUGAUCACAUAGUCAAGGACGAACAUCCUGAGGCUACAAGUAGUCAUGAGUAUCAUAUUUGCAAGUGCACCUUGGACCGACCGAAUUAUCCUCCAGUCACCGUGGCAGUCAAGAUUAUUAGGGUAUUACAACCUGAGAAUGCCUCGGAUCUCACCAAGAGAUACAACGAAUUACUAGAAGAAAUCAAAGUAUGGGGAAGACUUCAGAAUGAACAUAUUUUGCCUGUGCUCGGACACGUUUACGGGCAUGGUCAUUUGCCUAGCCUUGUGUUUCCUUGGAUGGAGAAUGGGAGCUUGACUAACUUCUUGCGCGAACGCAAGACCUUAGAGCGUGGUGAACGUUUUCGCUUGCUGCAAGAUAUCGCUUCGGCACUGCAAUAUCUGCAUGUUAUCGCAGUGGUCCACGGAGAUCUAACAGGUGUAAGUUCUUACCAAAAUCAACAAGGCAGACGAGCACUGAUUAUCUCUGAUGCGCUGGUGCGUCAGGACAGCAUCUUAGUUGACUCGCAUGGGCGUGCUUUUGUAACAGGCGUCGGGCUUUCCAUGAGGCUUAACGAGACCACGCCCAAACCAAUUGGUGAGGCCGCUCUUCGCUGGACAGCUCCCGAGCUGGUCUUCAAAAAGACUCUUGCCACUUCCAAAAGCGAUGUGUGGUCUUUUGGUUUGCAACAUGAUUCAUGUGCUCUCUGGGCAGUUGCCCUGGUCGUGCCACUGCUACCACAAGUAGUUCGGGAUCAGGCCCAGGAUUCAUCCUUCCUCCGAAAAUGCUUCUCUUUUCCGCCAGAAGACCGCCCUUCCGCGGAUCAGACGCUAACAUUUGUACGCGAAACACUGAGGACGGAAAUACCGCAGACUGCGGAAGCUAUGGCAUAUGAUCAUGACAAAGGCAUUCCUCCUGUUGAUCAGCAUGCUCACGACAAAGGCAUUCCUGAUGUUGUAGCCGAUGUUGGUUUCACGGACAAACUUGUUGAGAUGCUAAAACCAGAGACGAUCACUGAGGAGGAGAUCCAUCAGUGUGGGGGAUGGUCGAGGCAGUCUGCCAUAGAGUUGGCUGUGGUCAACCGGCUCAAAUAUGCUAUUCUAUCACACCGAUGGGGAGAAUCGGAGCCGACAUUCCAAGACCUAAAACGCGAAGGAGCGGGUUACAAGAAGCUGGAGAAGUUUUGCUCAAAAGCAAAGGAAUAUGGCUGUCGUCUCGCAUGGUCUGAUACCUGCUGCAUUAACAAAGAAAGCAGCUCAGAGCUCGACGAAGCCAUUCGGUCGAUACAAACUCAUUGGAGACGCUGGGAAAAUGACGAGUGGUUCUUUCGUGGCUGGACGUUGCAGGAGCUUCUCGCACCCCUUAAAAUGAGGUUUUAUUACGGUCCUACAUGGACGCCCCUUACGCAGAAUUCCAACGACAAAGAUGACGCGAAAGUUGUUCAUGCUCUUCGUCAUGCUACCAAUAUCCCCGCAAACGACCUGCGCAACUUUCAGCCUGGGCCGAAUCGUGCCUGGGAGAAGAUGAGCUGGGCAGCAAGUCGGAAGACAACCCGUAUUGAAGAUGUUGCCUACUCUCUUACCGGCAUCUUCGACAUCACCAUGACGGUCGCAUAUGGAGAAGGAGAUCGAGCGUUCAAAAGAUUCAUGGCAGAGCUUAUUGAGAGGUGCAAGGAAUGGCAAAUUCUUGUCAGCACUCAAGAUGCUCAAGAAACACGAGAUCUCGUGGUGGGAGAGGGUUGCGGUGAUGAUGACUUCUCGGUCACAAAGCGUGGCGUGCAGGUCAAGCUAUUCAUGGUCCCUGCCUCCAUUGACCAGAGUCACUGGCAGUCAACAUCCCUUUCCCAUCCCCCUGGUCGCCUCAGGACAUGGCCGCUCGAAAAGCUGGUCGUGCAAUCCCCUUUCUUUCCACCUGCAUCUACGACAGAGUGGGCGAUCGGGAUCGUUAACUACCAAGACCAUGAUGACGACGCUAACAAAGGAAAGUUGAAAGCGGGACAAAUUUAUGUAUGUUUCCUCUUGAGGCGGGUUUUGUCUUCCUGGCCUGGAUACCGUGCGCAAACCACUGGAAGAGGGAGGUUACAGAGAAUAUCUUGA